GAAAUUCCACGUAACAUGAAAAAUGUCAUUAAUCGAAAUAAUUAACCGACGUGUGUAAGUACCUAUGCAUCGUUAAUAAUAUUUUUGGUUACUCAAUUUUAAAACGGUGGAGCUUAUCCUUGAAAUUUGAUUAAGAGAUUUUUUCGCCCCGUUAAAGGCGCAAUGACAGUCCCGUGGACAGAGAAAUUGACGACAAAGCUGAUAUCACUCUAUCGUCGCUACGAGUGCUUCAGAGAUCCAUAUCAUCCAGAUUUUGGAAGCGGACAACUCCAACUUAAGGCUUGGAAGGAGAUCGUCGAUUUCCUCAACAUUCCUGGACUGACCGUGUGCGAUUGCGUUAAGAGGAUCUCCUUCGUGACGAAACGAUAUUGCUACGAACUUUACAAAAUCAGCUCUGCCAUUUCUAGCGGAGAUUACUAUAAACCGAAAGCUCUGUGGUUCGAAAUGAUGCACGAAUUAUUAUUCCCCCUGACGAAUUCUCGCGACCGCGUCGGCGAUUUCCGCUGUCGAAGUGACAAUUGCAAUUCGUACACCGAAUGUAAAUCCGAGACGGGAUCGGCGAAUUCGCCCGAGGAAUUUCGCCCCCGACGUCGCUCAAAGUCGGGAAGAUCUCCCCAAGAGAUCUCCCGAGACCAUCCCGGAGAAGCGUCGAUUUCCGGAGCUUGGACUCAAACCGAGGCCAGAACUAACGUUAUUCGCAACGGAGGAGACAGAUCUUGCGCACCAAAGACUUGCGCAAAAUGGACUCAGGUUUCGAAAAACGUCCACACAGUGGCUGUCGGUCGUGACCCGAAUAAGGAAAUUCUUCGCACAAAGUGUCGUAUUGUGUCAAUUAUAUAUUUCACCGCAAUCGUUGUACGCGUCAAGGACAGUGGGAUAUACGCCCAAAUGGACGUCGAUGGAGCGGGAUCGAGGAAACGCGACGAGUUCGACAUGUUCGGAAAGUGCAUCGCCUACCAGCUUCGAAGCCUUGGUUUUGAAAUUGCCAUCGACCUGGAGAAAAGGAUACAAGACAUGAUAACGAGAGAGCGGCUCGAUAACGCGAAGAAUGCGGAGUCCGACGAGCAGAUUUGCAGCUGCAGCUGCAGCGACUGCAAGAAGUCUUGCAAGGAAGAAAUGUGCGCCUGCGGCUUGCCCGUCAGCGAGUGUCAACCACCCCUGUCAAGAUAACCGUAGCCAUAAAGACAACUGUGAUAUCGCCUGUGAUUUUUCCUUUCCCCUGUGCAUUUAUAUAUUUAUUAAU
This is a messenger RNA of Orussus abietinus, 1243 nucleotides long. RefSeq lists its product as uncharacterized. The record is from RefSeq and is a predicted model, not a curated record. Bases 163 to 1170 code for a protein of 335 amino acids. The transcript has 3 exons. Lineage: Eukaryota; Metazoa; Arthropoda; Insecta; Hymenoptera; Orussidae.